AUGAUCCAGUGUUACGAUCCUUCCACCUUGCAGCGUUUGGGCGAAGUCCCUGCCAUGACACCCGAUAAUGUCCACGACUUGCUCGUCAAGGCUUCGAUUGCCCAAAAGGAAUGGGCCCGAACCUCCUUUGCCCAACGCCGUCGCGUACUCCGGACCAUACAAAAAUACAUUGUCCAUCACGUCGAGGAUAUUUGCCGAGUGGCGAGCCGUGAUUCCGGUAAACCCAAAGUCGACGCACUUUUGGGCGAAGUCCUCACCACGUGUGAAAAAAUACGCGCCGUCAACGCUUAUGGCGAGCUCUGGUUGCGUCCUUCCUACCGACCCACGGGACCCCUCAUGCUCCACAAGACGGCAUUUGUGGAGUACGUACCGCUAGGCAUCGUCGCCCCCAUUGCGCCGUGGAAUUAUCCCUUUCACAAUCUCCUCAAUCACAUCAUUUCCGGAAUUUUUGCCGGCAACGCCGUCGUCGGGAAGGUUUCCGAACACACAUCCUGGAGUGCCAGUUACUUUGGACGCAUCGUGGCCCGGGCCCUCGUGGAACACGGACACAAUCCCAAUUUGUGUGCCAUUGUAACCGGCUACGGUGACGCGGGUGCCGCCCUCGUCUCACACCCACUCGUCGAUAAGGUUGUCUUUACUGGGUCUCCCGGUAUUGGUAAAAAAGUCAUGGAAACAGCCUCGCACGUUCUCAAACCCGUCAUUCUCGAAUUGGGAGGCAAAGACGCUAUGGUCGUUAUGGAAGAUUGUCAAUUGAAAGACGUGGUGCCCUGGGUCAUGCGCGGGUGCUUUCAGAAUUGUGGACAAAAUUGUGUCGGAAUCGAGCGGGUUCUCGUCUACGAAUCCCUGCACGAUGCCUUUGUGGAAGAGGUGACCGCGCAGGUCAAGGCUCUGCGGCAAGGUAUUCCGUUGGAAACGUGCGGCUCGUCCGCCGACGUCGAUUGUGGUUCCAUGGUCAUGGACGGACAGUUGGAUCUAAUUCAAGCCUUGGUGGACGACGCAGUCAAGCAAGGUGCUACAGUCGUUACCGGCGGUAAACGCGCAGUAAACGGCAAUGGACAGUUCUACGAACCCACUAUUCUAACCGGAGUGACCGCCGAGAUGCGAGUCUUUCAGGAAGAAGUAUUCGGACCCGUCAUGACGAUUGUCAGAGUCCCCAAGGAUGAUGAUGAAGCCUGCCUGCGGCUCGUCAAUAACAGUGCGUUUGGACUCGGCUCAAGUGUUUAUUGUGGCAAUCAACGCCGUGGUCUCGCACUGGGACGUCAAAUUCGCUCCGGUAUGCUCUGCAUCAACGAUUUUGGGUCCAACUAUCUGGUACAGUCGUUGCCCUUCGGCGGCGUGAAAGAAUCCGGUUUCGGACGCUUUGCCGGUAUUGAAGGAUUACAGGCCAUGUGUUUGGAGCGAUCCAUCCUUGUCGAUCGCAUUCCUGGAAUUAAGACGACCAUCCCACCACCCAUCAAUUACCCAAUCGACAAACAAAAGGGACUGCCGUUUGCGGCUUCGCUGAUUCAGCUGUUUUACAACGAAAGCAUCAUUGGAAAGAUCAAAGGUAUUUUCGGACUCAUCAAGUUUGGAUGAUCGAAAUGCCGGUAGGAAGGCAGCUCUUGUUUGCAAUGUUCACAGUAGACGCACAUUUGUCUACCACAAACACUAAUUGGAAAGUUUUAUUCACUGUC
This is a messenger RNA of Phaeodactylum tricornutum CCAP 1055/1, 1673 nucleotides long. RefSeq lists its product with no specific name. The transcript has a single exon. Gene Ontology annotation, biological process: aldehyde metabolic process. NCBI's taxonomy places the organism in Eukaryota, Bacillariophyta, Bacillariophyceae, Surirellales, Neidiaceae. Bases 1 to 1575 code for a protein of 524 amino acids. Gene Ontology annotation, molecular function: aldehyde dehydrogenase (NAD+) activity. The record is from RefSeq and is a predicted model, not a curated record.